Sitophilus oryzae (rice weevil) is the source of this 2438-nucleotide messenger RNA. It is a transcript of the gene Xe7, whose product is annotated as A-kinase anchor protein 17A. The record is from RefSeq and is a predicted model, not a curated record. Gene Ontology annotation, molecular function: nucleic acid binding. The transcript is spliced from 11 exons. Lineage: Eukaryota; Metazoa; Arthropoda; Insecta; Coleoptera; Curculionidae. Bases 123 to 2339 code for a protein of 738 amino acids.
AGUUUAUCAAAAAAUCCUACAACGAGUUUGAAAAGCCGGAAUUUACAUUUUUUCUAAGUUCUGGAAAGCAUUUAUAAUUUAGACUUUCAUUUGCCUAAACUAGCAGAUAGAAAGCUCUAAUUAUGAAUGUUUUUCAGAGAUGUCCCAGCACGUCCGAGUUAGAGCCGCUCUAUAUCCCUCAACAACUAUACUUACGACCUUUGGCGAAGUUAACCAUUUCCCUGCAGCUUCCCAAUGUGAAGAAACUGGGAAAAAGCGUCUCUCAUUGGGAAAUUAUGGAUAGGCUGAAAGAAUUGAUUAAACCCGACGAAUUUACCGUGUUAAAAGUCACGAAAACGACGCUUGAAUUUGUUAGAUUCGAAGCAGAAGUUGAGAAGUAUUCGAAGUUAGAGAGAAUUGUAUCAAAGAUUCAUAACAAAAUGAUCAAGCUUAAAGAAUUUAGUGAAUUGAUGCGUGUACGUGCGGCAGAAUACCAGUCUGAAUUCCCCAAUCGCAGGAUGUGGGAUGCUUUUUUCUCAGAAGCUAAAGACAUGAACGAAAUGAAGCCCGGUGAAAGACCGGACACUAUUCAUAUUGCUAAUUUACCAUCUAAAUGGUUUGUCCCGUACCAUUUAAGCAAUGAGGAGGAUGUUACACCAUCAGAAAAAAUUUUCUAUAAGAUCUUUGAAAAAUUUGGUAACAUCCGAUACGUAGAUAUUCCAAUUUGUGAUCCUUAUCGUAAGAAAAUGAAAGAUCACAUAUCUGGCUUGAAGUACUCAACAUUUGAAAAAAUGGAUUGGUUUGAAGGCUAUGUCCAGUUUAAAGAUUAUAUGGGGUUUACUAAAGCAAUGGAUCAUUUUCGUGACAAAAAAUUGGUUCACAAAGAAGAAGAUGGCGAAAUGGAAGUUGAAAUAAAAGUUAAUUUUGAUAAAACUAAACAUUUAAGUGAUGCUUCUAUAAGGCGUAGGGAAAUAGUGAGAGAUCGAUUGGUUAAGAAAGCUAGAGAAAAAGAAGAGAAAGAGCUGAAAGAACUGGAGGAAAAGAGAAAACAAGAAGAGGCAGAAAGAAAAAAGGAAGAAAAUAUAAAGACGCAGAAGGAAUUACGGCGUAGAAUGAGAGAAGAAAAGCGCAAAGCGAAGUUAAUGAAGAAACUGGAGAUAAGCGGUUCGGAUGAAAUCAACCAAAAAAUUGCUAAAGAAGAAAGGAAAUUGAUUAAAGUUCAAAGAAAAUUGGAAGCUAUUAGACUGGUUGAGGAACUCUUUAGGAGAAUAAAGGAGAAGAAUUAUGGUGAUGUUCAAAAUUAUAAUGUUUUAGAAGGUGGAGGAGAAGAGCUAAAAAGACUGAAGAACCACAGUGAAUUAGACUUCCUUAGCCAAAAAGAAAAACUUCACCAUGCCGUUAAAGGCAGGGUAAUGCUUAAAAGCAUCCUAUCCGAUGGCGUCAAAACGAAAAAGUAUAUUGAAUCGUCCGAUUCUGACUUGUCAUUGGACGAAGAUCAUCGCGUACAGAAAGUGAAAAAUCAUCCGCUUCGUUCCAACGUACAUCCCGCCGAUUUGAUGUUCGAAGACGGGCCUUCUCAUAACAUGUACGGUUUUCCUUAUCAGCCUGUGUUUACGCCGUUUCCUGCUCCGUUGUUUCCCGAAAUUGACAUUUACUCCAUGUAUAGGGGCAGAGGGAGGGGUAUGGGUAGAGGAAAUAUGCAAAGAGGUGGUAGAGGAAGAGGUAGAGGAAGUUAUAACAACCGUGGACGUGGUAAUGGUGGUGGGGGAAAACGAUCUUACCCGCCAGAUGUUUAUGAAGAAUAUUCUACACAUUACAACCCCAAAAAACAACGCAGUUACAAUCGCCGUUCGCGUUCAUAUACUCCGCAUAGCUCUAGACGAAGUAGGUCAAACAGCAGAAGACGCUCAUAUUCUCGUUCUAGAAGUCGUAGUUAUUCUAGAAGAAGAUCGUCCAGGUCCAGAUCGAGAUCUAGAUCAAAAUCUAGGCGAUAUAAUAACAAGAGAUACGAUAGUAGGGAUAGGAGUAGGUCGAAAAGUAACAAGAGGAAAUCAAGGUCGAAAUCUCGGGACAGAAGCGUUGCGAAAUCUAGGUCUAAGUCUAGAAGUAAAAGUAGAUCGAAAAAACGUAAAUCUAAGAGCAAAUCUAGGGAUAAGUCGUCUAGGAAAGAUAAAAGAAGUAAAAGCAAAUCUAGGUCAAGAGAGAAGUCAGUGGAUUCAUCCAAGUUUAUGACCCCACGGCAGUUAUCUGAACAAAAAUCACAAAACACCAGAAGCCGCAGUAAAUCAUGGUCACUUCCAAAAGAAACCGACAAAAGUAAAAGAUCUUGGUCUAAAAGUCCUGAACAAGAUGCCAAGUAACUCCUUUUAAAAUUACAAAAUUGUUAAAAAAUUAAAAUACAUCAACAACUCAUAAUAUAUAGAUUCUAGGUUAUUUUUAAAAAAAAGUCUAAUCUACAA